AUAAACCCUCAAGCGAUGGUUAAGCUAAUGCUGAAUAUUGUGGUUAUAGGCCUUCUGCUGAGUAUGGCAUUAGCCUUGAGCACACGCGAUGCUGCCGAACGAUUGCGGAAUUGUAUGAAGCCCCGUGCGUAUGGCUACUGCCGUGGAUCGGAGAGCCGAUGGUUUUACAACUCCACUGACAACAAUUGCAAUUCGUUCAUCUACAGCGGCUGUGGUGGGAAUAUUAAUAGAUUCACAAGUCGAUCCGAAUGCCAUGACUAUUGCAUGCACCCGGAUAUACCCUAUGAUAGAAAAUGAACCAUUGAGGGAUAAUAACUAUUGAAGAAAUCUUUAAUUAAUCAGUUUUAGAAGCCAUCAAGCAUUAGUCUCCACAUGGAUAGAUGGAACACUAUGGAGUUUGCAAAAGUAUAUACCCCUUAGCCACCUGCUAAUAAACAAAUUUAAUAUAAAUAUUAUCGAAAUGCAUACUACCA
This is a messenger RNA of Drosophila persimilis, 473 nucleotides long. Its product is annotated as PI-actitoxin-Afv2a-like. Gene Ontology annotation, molecular function: serine-type endopeptidase inhibitor activity. The coding region runs from base 16 to 297 and encodes 93 amino acids. The record is from RefSeq and is a predicted model, not a curated record. The transcript has 2 exons. Lineage: Eukaryota; Metazoa; Arthropoda; Insecta; Diptera; Drosophilidae.